AUGAAUAAUUUCCACAGCUAUGGACCUGUUCAGCACGGGACUGUGUCUUUGGUGACUGGAAUAUUUUUGGGUGGAUAUGUUGCAAACCGAGGAGAGUCAACCGUAGACAUCGUUCGAUUGCUGCAACGAGCAUUGUGUGGAGCCCCAACAGAAAGUCAAAUCCAUUUACCUGGAGUUUUACAUGCGUUGGAUCGAGGCUAUCAGAGUCUGGCAGUCAACAAGCAGAUUAUUAACGUCGGGGGAAGUAUUGUUGGUACUCAUAAACGCACCGGCAAGUUCCCGUUUACACACGGAAAAGCUGCUACGCAGCAUCAAAAGCUCGUACAGAUGAAAGGUGAACGCUGUGCGUUUUGGGCCACUCAGCGUCUGCCGACCGUACGAGGGACUUUGCCAAAGCAUGCACACGCGCUUGCGUAUCGCAAUGGACUGGGAAAGGUAGCUUUGUGCUACACUGCUGCCACAAACGUAGGUUCAGGAACCUGGUCUUAUAUAUCGCGCCCAAGCAAGCAAGUUACAAAGCAGUGUAACAACCAGCUCUUCGAAGAUUUCGAAGAUGGUGUCCAGCAGCUGACAGUGGCACAGCGCACAGCGGAAUGGUUUAUCUUGCGGAAGUUCCGCAUUACGGGCUCUGUUGCAGGCAAAGUGUUUAAAGCAAUUGCUUCUAGCCGUCACGAAGUUCGAGACAAUGUUGCUCCACUUACGGACGAUGCUGAUGUGAUGACCAUAUUUCUCAUCCUAGGAUUGAUUUCAAACCCCGCAAAUUCUGGUGACUACGGCGAAGAUCAACACGGCCACCACGAUAUAGUUCGUACACCUUUCGAUUGUAAUGAGCUAGCUCGAAAGACGGGCCAAGAACUCAAGAAGUUGUGCCGUGACUUGUCCCUUCAAGUAUCUGGGAAAAAGCAAGAACUGAUAGAUCGCUUGCUUGCUAUUGGUAACGAGCCCGUUGUUGGCGAUGCAGUGUAG
Phytophthora nicotianae INRA-310 is the source of this 966-nucleotide messenger RNA. RefSeq lists its product as hypothetical. The transcript has a single exon. NCBI's taxonomy places the organism in Eukaryota, Oomycota, Peronosporomycetes, Peronosporales, Peronosporaceae. Bases 1 to 966 code for a protein of 321 amino acids. The record is from RefSeq and is a predicted model, not a curated record.